ACGGAUGCCUUGACAACCCUAUUCGGGGCAUUUUCCAACACCAACAGCCGAAAUUUGUUUUUGGGUAGACUUCCGAUAUUUAGCUUGAAAAGUGAGUAAAUACGACAGGAUAGAACAUUAAAACCUACGAUUUGGAAUGACCGCCGUGUUCCGCGUAGGCCUGGUGCGGCUUGUCAGCCGCGCCACACAGUCGCCCAAUCUUCUCCAGGCGCAGACGAAUGCCCUGCCCGCUGCCUUCCAGCAGCGAUGCAGCAUCUCCGGCAAGACGAUGCGAGGCGGACCCCGUGUGCCCAAGGCCGCCCCCUAUCCGUACAAGACGAAGAAGUACAGCGUGUUCAAUUCGUUUUUCGACAAGACCUCCAAGCGUUUUGACGAGAACUCCAAGGUGAUCUGUGUGGAGGGACCCAUCGCGGCCGGCAAGUCAAAGUUCGCCAAGGAACUGGCUGAGGAGCUGGACAUGCAGUACUAUCCGGCGGUGGAUCUGGACCUGAUCUACAUCAAUUCGUACGGCUAUGACUUGAGGAAGUUGGAUCCCCAGUUGCCGCCCAGUUGCCGCAGCUACGAUGUGCGCAACUUCUGCCUGGACCCCAGCCACGAUUUGGCUGCCCAGUUCCAGAUCCGAAUGUACAUGCUGCGCUAUUCGCAGUACAUUGAUGCCCUGCAGCACAUCUUAAGCACAGGCCAGGGCGUUGUCCUCGAGCGCAGCCCCUAUUCGGACUUUGUCUUCAUGGAGGCCAUGUUUCGGCAGGGUUAUCUGUCCCGCGGUGCCCGUUCCGUGUACAAUGAGCUCCGACAGAACACCAUCGGGGAGCUACUGAAGCCGCAUUUGGUUAUUUACCUGGACCUGCCGGUCGAUGCCGUGAAGAAGCAAAUCAAGGCACGCAAUGUGGACUACGAGGUGCAGUCAAAGGUGUUUAGCGAUGCCUACUUGAGCGAUGUGGAGCUGCUGUACAAGCAGCAGUACCUCAAGGACAUCUCCACCCAUGCCGAGCUGCUCAUCUACGACUGGACAGCCGGCGGUGAGACUGAGGUUGUGGUGGAGGAUAUCGAACGCAUCGACUUCGACCAGUUUGAGGCGGAUUCCCACAACAAGAAGAUGCUCGACUGGCGUUUCCCGCUGGAGACCGAGUGGUGCGAAGCCCGUAUCAAGUACUGCCACUAUAGGCCCGACCUGAUGAACUACUUCAAUGUGCCGCGCUUCGAUGUUCCGGAGCUGCUGCGCAGCGCCGACGACAGCAAAGUCUGGCGUGAUGUCUGGUACAAUGCUCCCGGCAUGAAGUAUCGUCCUGGCUACAAUGCAGAACAGGGCGACAGCGGUCUCCUCACCAAGACGAAAUUGGGCAUCAACGAGGCCAUCUAAAGGGUUUUUGCUAUGCUUUCGAGUUGAAAUCAUCUGGCGAAAUGUGUUAAUUAUCUAAUAAACAAUCUAGUAAAAUA
Messenger RNA from Drosophila erecta, 1437 nucleotides. RefSeq names its product NADH dehydrogenase [ubiquinone] 1 alpha subcomplex subunit 10, mitochondrial (gene ND-42). Gene Ontology annotation, cellular component: cytoplasm. Gene Ontology annotation, biological process: mitochondrial electron transport, NADH to ubiquinone. Bases 137 to 1360 code for a protein of 407 amino acids. NCBI's taxonomy places the organism in Eukaryota, Metazoa, Arthropoda, Insecta, Diptera, Drosophilidae. The transcript has 3 exons. The record is from RefSeq and is a predicted model, not a curated record.